This is a messenger RNA of Triticum turgidum subsp. durum (durum wheat), 1335 nucleotides long. The record is from the annotation of a GenBank genome assembly. NCBI's taxonomy places the organism in Eukaryota, Viridiplantae, Streptophyta, Magnoliopsida, Poales, Poaceae.
AUGCUCUCCACAGCACCAGCCGCGUAUUCCACCUCCUUCGCCGCCUUUCCCACCCUCGCGCGGCGCCGGCACCGGCACCGCCGCGUUCUGCUACCGUUCGCCGCGGCGACUGACGGGGCGGAGCGGUUCGCCGCGAGCAGCUCCAUUGCGGAUUACCUCCGGUACCGCCGCCCGAUGUCCGGGGACCUCUCCGUGGGAGGGGGUGGCGGCAAGCUGCAGACGGCCGUGGUGCGGUACGAGAAGCGGUUUCCAUGGUCGCUCAUCCACCCUUUUCUCCGCGUUGAUUUGGUUUCUACUGUACACAUUGCUGACAAAGAAUAUUUCGAUAAACUCCAACAAGCACUUGAAGGCUAUGAUUGUGUUCUGUAUGAAAUGGUGAUAAGUCGGGAUAAUUUAAAUAACCAGCAGGACCCAACGUUUGCGAAGAAGCUGAGAUCUUCGCGCAAAGGUUUCAGUAUUCUUGGUUUCAUACAGAAACAAAUGGCUCGUAUCCUUUCAUUGGAUUACCAGCUAGAUUGCCUUGAUUACGGCGAUGAGAAAUGGCAACAUGCUGACCUUGACUAUGAGACAUUCAAGCUGCUUCAGGGGCACACGUUCGGUAAGCCAAAAGGUCAAAUGAAGACUGAAAGAGGUGAAAGCUUUCUCACAUUUGCAGUGGACAUGACCCUGAAAUCAACUAAAGCCUUGGUACAACCAACUUCUCCAGAUGGUCUUGAUUUCUGGAGAUCCAAGUUGCUAUGGGCCUCGCGUGUUCUACCAAUGCCACUUAUUGGACUAUUUGUUAUCACUGGGCUUUGUUUGCCAGUGGAUAAGCAAGAUGGAUAUCCCGAGCUGGAAGCAUUAUCCAAACUAGAUUUAGGAGCUGCUCUUAAGAUUUUUCUGGCUAAGCAAUUGACCUCCGAUUUCAAUGCUAUGACUGCACCUGCUGAGGAUAAGUCAGUUAUAAUUGGGGAAAGGAACAGAGUUGCAACUGAGAAGAUAAAGGGCGCGAUAAACCGAGGGUACAAGAGAAUAGCAGUUCUGUACGGAGGUGGGCAUAUGCCAGACCUUGGAAGACGUCUUCGAGAAGAGCUAAAUAUGGUCCCAUCCAAUGUGCAAUGGGUCACAGCAUGGUCAAUAAGAAGCCGGGAGCUAGAUAAAAAAUCGCUUCCAUUUUUGAAGACGAUGGCUGAGGUUUCAGGGUGGCCUUUGAAUAGAUAUGAAACACUUGCUUUGCUAAUCUUUUCUUCAGUUCUUGCAGUGGAUCUAUGGUUUUGGGAGUUUCUCGUGGAAAGCAGUCUGAAUUGGGCAUCUUUGGCUGGUUCCUGGAUUGAUCAAUGUAGUGCUCCAUUUUGA